Molecule: messenger RNA, 941 nt
Organism: Penicilliopsis zonata CBS 506.65
Lineage: Eukaryota; Fungi; Ascomycota; Eurotiomycetes; Eurotiales; Aspergillaceae
Exons: 2
Coding region: 9-941 (310 amino acids)
Source: RefSeq, a predicted model, not a curated record
CCGCCGCCAUGGCGUCUCUACGGUCACAAUGGCUGUUCUCGCUGAUCGAGCCGUGUUACAUGAUGAAAUCGGCCAUCUCGCAUUACCUCCAGAGCCUGGUCUCGAUCACCGCCACGAGCGGAUUUCCACUGUCCAGGAGCCAAUGGCAACGCGUGCGUGACCAGGGAUUCGCCUCUUUCUGGCUUCAAUUAUCAGGUACGCUUAACCUCCUGUCUUGGGAAAUGUAUCUAACUACGACCACUGCUGCUGCAGCCCCCGCCCCCCCUCCGUCUCCCACACAAGAAGCAGCCCCCCCCUCCAUCUCCGGCGCCCUGAUUCCUCCUCUGCUAUCGCAUGCGUCUGGGGUUGUGCUACAGAUCGGCCCUGGCAGUGGCUCGCAGCUUGCCUUCCUUCCCGAAUCACAGAUCAGCAAGGUGUACGGUGCCGAGCCGGCCGUGGGGCUCCACGACGCUCUUCGGAACGCUGCCGUGCGCCAUGGGAUCCAGACCAAAUACCAUAUCUUGAACGCGGACGCGAGUCGGGAAUCUCUAGUGAGCGCCCUGGUCCAAGGCGGAUUCAUCACACAGACGGAAGCCGAGACAGAGACCCCCCUGUUCGACACGAUCAUCUGUGUACGGGUAUUGUGUAGUGUUCCCGACCCGGCACACACCGCAAAGGAGCUGUACCGCAUGCUCCGGCCGGGAGGCAAGAUGUUGGUCUGCGAGCAUGUGCGCAAUCCGUGGCUUACAGGGAGGGGCAGCGUACUCGCCCGGUUGAUGCAGUUUGUGUACAUGCGUUGUGGCUGGGCUUUCUUCGUGGGCAACUGUCGGCUGGACCAGGAUACCGGGGCGGUUCUACGCCAGGCGCCUGAUGGGGACAAGGGGUGGGCAGAGGUCAGUCUCGAGAUGGCCGCUUCUUGGUCUACGUUUCCGUAUCUCCAUGGUGUUUUGGUCAAGGAGUAG